AACCCCGCGCGACCCCUCCGCGAGGCUGCCGGAAGUUGCCCUGCGACCAGUGUCUGAGCGCCGGGGGAGAGCGGAGCGGAGUGGGCCCCGCGGAGCCACACGGAGGUGCCCGCUGUCGGAGUCCCUUCCAGUGUAUGUGUGGUAACAACAUGUCUGUCCCCCUCCUGGCUGAUGCAGUGACUGUCUCGGGGGCAGAGCGGGAGACUGCAGCGGUCAUCUUUUUACAUGGGCUGGGAGACACAGGGCACAGCUGGGCUGAUGCGCUGUCCUCCAUCCGACUCCCCUACGUGAAAUACAUCUGCCCUCAUGCGCCCCGGAUCCCUGUCACCCUCAAUAUGAAGAUGGUCAUGCCCUCCUGGUUUGACUUAAUGGGACUGAGCCCAGAUGCGCCAGAGGAUGAAGCUGGAAUCAAGAAAGCUGCUGAGAACAUCAAAGCCAUCAUUGAGCAUGAGGUGAAGAACGGGAUCCCGCCCAACCGCAUCAUCCUGGGGGGCUUCUCGCAGGGCGGUGCGUUGUCGCUGUACACAGCACUUACCUGCCAGCACCAGCUUGCUGGCAUCGUGGCACUCAGCUGCUGGCUCCCGCUGCACAAGGCUUUCCCUCAGGCAGCAAGUAACAGCGUGAACAAGGACAUCGCCAUCCUGCAGUGCCACGGGGAGAUGGACCCCAUGAUCCCUGUCCGCUUCGGGGCCCUCACCGCCGAGAAGCUCAAGUCAGUUGUCACCCCCACCAAGGUGCAGUUCAGAACCUACCCCGGCGUCAUGCACAGCUCCUGCCCGCAGGAGAUGCUGGCCGUGAAGGAGUUCAUUGAGAAACUGCUGCCCCGGAUCUGAGCAGAGCCACUCAAGACUGUCGCGGGGAAGGACGCGGAGGUCACGGCCGCCGACCUCGCGCCCCAGACCCGGCUGCUGCAACCGGAAGCCAUGGCAACCAACCUCGCCUCCACUCGCGCCCUUCCUCCUCUUGCCUCUGCCCGGGGCAUGGGGCUGUCGCCCUGGUGCCCAGAGCCGAGCAGAGCUGGCCCUGGGGCUCCUCCCUCGGACCGUGCACCGUACGCUCCCCUCCCUGCCCUCACACUCGUUGCCCCUGGCGGGUCUCCCUCCCUCGGUUCUCCCUGGCUCCAGUCCUGGGCACAGUGUGCACAGGCCGGGGCCCCCUGGUUUUCUCUGCUGUUACAGUGUUAUGCGGGUGUCUGCGGAAGCCGGGGGGGUGCUGGCCCCCGCUGCCCCAGGCACAGCCCCACACCGCCCUCAUACAGAUAAUCGCCCCUCUCCCCACUCUUGCAAUCUGUGCCUGCUGGGUACUGCCCCUGCAGGCAAAGACAAAUCCCUGCCGUUUACAGCCAGCUCCCUGGCACAGGGGCCGCCCAGGUGCUGGCCUGAUCCUCUACAUCUCUUGCUGCUACUCCUUCCCUCAUUGAGGCAGGGAGUGAGGGGAAGCCUCCGGCUGCCAGGGCCCGAUGCCGGCUGGGAUUGCCGCCAGCUGGGCUCACUCCUACCCUCACCUCACCAGCAUCUGCCCCAGGACACCAGUGGCCUGUUGCUUCAGCUAGCUCAGCCCUCUCCUCCUGGGUAAGGACCCUGCCCUCUUUGCUUUAAGCGGUAGCCCAUCAGCACAACCUCCUGCUGGGCCAAGGCAGGGCCUGCUUCUUUCUGGGAAAGCAGUCCCUACAGCUGGCAGGAGUGGCCUGUGGGUGCAGGUUCC
This is a messenger RNA of Gavialis gangeticus (Gharial), 1704 nucleotides long. RefSeq names its product lysophospholipase II (gene LYPLA2). Bases 135 to 833 code for a protein of 232 amino acids. Gene Ontology annotation, molecular function: palmitoyl-(protein) hydrolase activity; carboxylic ester hydrolase activity. The record is from RefSeq and is a predicted model, not a curated record. The transcript has 10 exons. Gene Ontology annotation, biological process: protein depalmitoylation. Gene Ontology annotation, cellular component: cytoplasm. Lineage: Eukaryota; Metazoa; Chordata; Crocodylia; Gavialidae.